GGUGGUGACCCACUAAACUGGUGAGUGUACCUAGCAUCAGCCUGACCAGUCAGUCUCGUCAUGGCAGCAGGCAAGAUAUCUCUUCUCUCCAUCCUUCUGGUGGCCUUAGUGGCUGAAUCCAUUGCACAGACUUGCAAUGCAGUCAACAAAAAGUGUUCAGGCACUAAUAAGGAAUGCUGCUCAGGCUGUUGCCUUGGCACCAAGUGUGUGGAAGCGACUCAGUGUGCACCCAAGUGCCCAGCUGACCUAGAGUUCAAGUGUAAAUCAGCUGCUCAGGAGUGUUUCCUGAAGCCUGUGGCCAGCUGUUCCAAGCCUCCGUGCAAGCCAGAGCCUGCCUGUCGAUUCAUUCCCCCCUGCAACCGCCUCAACUGCCCCAAGGGUAAACAUUGUGUGGACAUCGGAGGAAACCCUCCCACUGCAGCCUGCCAGCCCGAUCCCAAGACCCCGGCACCUGCGUCUUAAUCUGAGUUCAGCUAUGUGACUGCUGUUUGUUCAUCUCACCAUUAAAUGUUUACUGUUAAGAAAA
Macrosteles quadrilineatus (aster leafhopper) is the source of this 526-nucleotide messenger RNA. RefSeq names its product probable spore coat protein DDB_G0283555. The record is from RefSeq and is a predicted model, not a curated record. The coding region runs from base 61 to 462 and encodes 133 amino acids. The transcript has 3 exons. Lineage: Eukaryota; Metazoa; Arthropoda; Insecta; Hemiptera; Cicadellidae.